AUGGCCGCCUCCAUGGCGCGAGCAUGGCUUGCUUGUGCUGUGAUCUUGGUGGAGCUACAGUGUGGGGCGUCAUUUUGUUCAGUUCCUUUGGAGCACUCCGUCAAGUCCGGGAAGCCGCAACGAGGGGAGGGGAUGAAGCUUCCAGCUCUUCGAUCCUGUUUAGCUCCAGCAACGAUCCUCCUGGUCCGUCAUGGACAGACGGAAUGGAAUGUUCAAGGCCGGUAUCAGGGGCAUAUGGACUCUCCCCUGACUGCAAGAGGGAGACAAGAAGCACAGCUCCUCGGAAAGAGCUUGCCGAAGCGCUUGAAGGAGUCCAACAAGAUGAUAGACAACGUGUUCAGCUCCGAUCUUGAGAGAGCUCGGGAUACGGCAAAGAUCAUCUCGGCAGAGAUCGGCAUUGAUACGAUCCACACAGAUACGAAACUAAGAGAGAGAGGAUUCGGGAUCUUCGAGGGACUGACGAGGGAGGAAGUGAAGUCAAGAUAUCCUGAGGAGAUGAGCACGUUUGCGAAGAUGGAUCUUGAUUACAAGGUUGCUCAGAACCAUCCUGGCAAGGUCUCGCUGGUGGUUACCCAUGGAGCGGUGAUAAGCUUGCUCAUGCGAUGGAUGCUGGGAAUUCCGUUCAGCCCUCAGUCGCAAGCGCACGCGGACUUCAAGAUCAGGAACUCAUGCCUGUGCGAGUUGAGAUAUGUUGGGACCAAGUGGGAAGUGUUGUCAUUCGGAGAUGUCGCUCACUGCGAACUCGACCACAUCCUGAAGCUCAAAUCCCCGCUGACCCCGUGCACUCCCGUCGAUCGCUUCACUUUCGCCCUCGCGUUCUUGAGCGGUGGCGCUUGUGAGAAGCCUUGGGAUGUGGCGGACAAACCUCGCAAAGUUCGCUCGGGUGUGAAAGUCACCUGGUGA
This is a messenger RNA of Guillardia theta CCMP2712, 903 nucleotides long. RefSeq lists its product as hypothetical. Gene Ontology annotation, molecular function: ATP binding; phosphatase activity. NCBI's taxonomy places the organism in Eukaryota, Cryptophyceae, Pyrenomonadales, Geminigeraceae. Bases 1 to 903 code for a protein of 300 amino acids. Gene Ontology annotation, biological process: fructose 2,6-bisphosphate metabolic process. The record is from RefSeq and is a predicted model, not a curated record. The transcript is spliced from 12 exons. Gene Ontology annotation, cellular component: cytoplasm.